Messenger RNA from Lampris incognitus (smalleye Pacific opah), 3935 nucleotides. It is a transcript of the gene smurf2, whose product is annotated as SMAD specific E3 ubiquitin protein ligase 2. Gene Ontology annotation, biological process: negative regulation of BMP signaling pathway; ubiquitin-dependent protein catabolic process. The transcript is spliced from 19 exons. The record is from RefSeq and is a predicted model, not a curated record. Gene Ontology annotation, molecular function: ubiquitin protein ligase activity; protein binding. Bases 84 to 2438 code for a protein of 784 amino acids. NCBI's taxonomy places the organism in Eukaryota, Metazoa, Chordata, Actinopteri, Lampriformes, Lampridae.
CACAAUGCCUUGACUCCAUUAUUGUCUAAAACUGACGGAGGGGGGGGGGACGGUUGAUAAAUCUGUUUUAUUUUCUACAGUUAAUGAAAUAUUUUUGUUACGUCUCAGUCAAGGCUGGAACCCGGAGGAAGAUGUCUAACCAAGGAGUCCGGCGGAACGGUCCGGUAAAGCUGCGAUUAACAGUCCUGUGUGCCAAAAACCUGGUCAAGAAAGACUUCUUCCGUCUUCCUGAUCCCUUUGCCAAGGUGGUGGUGGACGGCUCAGGACAAUGCCACUCGACAGACACUGUGAGGAACACACUCGACCCCAAAUGGAACCAACACUACGACCUAUACAUUGGCAAGUCAGACUCCAUCACAAUCAGUGUGUGGAACCACAAGAAGAUCCACAAGAAGCAAGGAGCCGGGUUCUUGGGCUGUGUCCGCCUUCUGUCCAACGCUAUCAACCGCCUGAAAGACACGGGCUAUCAGAGACUUGACUUGAACAAGCUAAGUCCCAACGACAGUGACACAGUACGAGGCCAGAUCGUGGUGAGCCUGCAGUCCAGGGACCGGAUAGGCACAGGAGGCCCCGUGGUGGACUGCAGCCGGCUGUUUGACAAUGAUCUGCCAGAUGGCUGGGAGGAAAGGAGGACUGCGUCUGGCCGAAUCCAGUACUUGAACCACAUCACACGCACCACACAGUGGGAGAGGCCUACCAGGCCUGCGUCGGAGUACUCCAGCCCCGGCCGGCCGCUCAGCUGCAUUGUGGACGAGAACACGCCCAUCAGCACCAACGGGGCCACGCCCACCACAGUGAUACCGCCCACUGACCAGAGGGCCCAGGAGAGACGCGUCCGCUCACAGAGGCACCGCAACUAUAUGAGCAGAACCCACUUGCACACGCCCCCAGACCUGCCCGAGGGAUACGAGCAAAGGACCACACAGCAAGGUCAGGUGUACUUUCUCCACACCCAGACUGGUGUUAGCACGUGGCACGACCCCAGAGUACCCAGAGAUCUGAGUAACGUCAACUGUGAGGAGCUGGGUCCGCUGCCCCCUGGCUGGGAGAUCAGGAAUACUGCCACCGGCCGGGUCUACUUUGUCGACCACAACAACCGAACCACGCAGUUCACGGACCCUCGUCUAUCCGCCAACCUGCAUUUAGUCCUCAACCCAAGCCCCAACAGUCCUAGAGGAGGUAUCGAAAGUCAGAAUGUCAGCCGUCAGAAUCAUUUGAAGGAUCAGGCCCAGCAGGCUCUGGUGUCCCCCAGUCAGCUCCCAGAGGAGGCCGAGUGCCUCACGGUGCCCAAGUACAAAAGGGACCUGGUUCAGAAGCUCAAGACCCUCCGCCAGGAGCUGUCCCAGCAGCAGCCCCAGGCCGGCCAUUGCCGCAUCGAGGUAUCCCGGGAGGAAAUUUUCGAGGAGUCAUAUCGACAGGUGAUGAAGAUGAGGCCGAAGGACCUUUGGAAGAGAUUGAUGGUGAAGUUCAGAGGAGAAGAGGGUCUUGACUAUGGAGGAGUGGCCAGGGAGUGGCUCUAUUUGCUGUCCCACGAGAUGUUAAACCCUUACUACGGCCUGUUCCAGUACUCCCGUGAUGACAUCUACACGCUGCAGAUCAACCCUGACUCUGCUGUCAACCCAGAGCACUUGUCAUAUUUCCACUUUGUGGGUCGGAUCAUGGGCAUGGCGGUGUUCCACGGCCACUACAUCGAUGGAGGCUUUACCCUGCCCUUUUACAAACAGCUGCUGGGCAAACCCAUCACCUUGGACGACAUGGAGUCUGUUGACCCCGACCUACACAACAGCCUUGUCUGGAUCCUGGACAAUGACAUCACAGGUGUGCUGGACCACACCUUCUGUGUAGAGCACAACGCCUACGGUGAAAUCAUCCAGCAUGAGCUCAAGCCCAACGGUAAGAGCAUCUCCGUCACGCAGGACACCAAGAAAGAGUAUGUCCGGCUCUACGUCAACUGGCGUUUCCUGCGAGGCAUCGAGGCCCAGUUUCUGGCCCUCCAGAAGGGCUUCAACGAGGUCAUCCCCCAACACCUGCUCAAGGCUUUCGACGAGAAGGAACUAGAGCUCAUUGUUUGCGGCCUGGGUAAAAUCGACAUCAACGACUGGAAGUCCAACACUCGGCUGAAGCACUGCACCCCAGACAGUAACAUUGUUAAAUGGUUUUGGAAAGCUGUGGAGUCGUAUGAUGAGGAACGCAGGGCCCGGCUGCUGCAGUUUGUCACCGGCUCUUCCAGGGUACCCCUGCAAGGCUUCAAGGCUCUUCAAGGUGCUGCCGGCCCACGGCUCUUCACAAUCCACCAGAUUGAUGCCAGCACCAACAACCUGCCCAAAGCCCACACCUGCUUUAACCGGAUCGACAUUCCUCCUUACGAGCACUACGAUAAACUGUACGACAAGCUGCUCACCGCCAUCGAGGAGACGUGCGGUUUUGCCGUGGAGUGACACGCCGAUGCGGGAAACGGAGAUUCGCCUUCGUCAGACCCACCCCACCCCCACCCCACCCACCAAUCACACAGAAGGGGUGUCAUCUAUGGUCGCCUAGCCCAGGGACUCCCAUCGUUUCCAGGGACAUGUGACCAGGCUGAGGGAGGGUGGGCAGAAAGCCCCCCCCCCCAACAUUGGGGUCUGACACUGUCCGGAUUUUUCUACACCCCCCUCCCCCAACUUCUUUUUACUAUCAUUAAAAAGGACUUUCAGCUGCUAAUAACUCAGACUAUUUACUAACUCGUGGAACCUGCAAAAAAUGCUGGCUCUCCCCUUUUGUGUUUUUUUUUUUUUUUGUAUGUUCAUUUUUAGCAUUUAAAGAGGUAGACAGUAUUCCAUGUAGCAUCUUUCCACGCAAAAUGCGAAGUCGGUCCAUUUGGAAACUAUUGCUGCGUUAGUAAGACUGUUGUGAUAAAGUACAGGGUUAUCAUUGGUUGCCACAACCACUCGAGAAAGGUUAACAUCUGGAUGCAGAGGGUAUAUCGGGGGUUGGGGGGGCUAGACAGACUCCUUGGUGCCUCCUAGUGUUUAAAGCGGUGCUCUCAGUAAUACCAAGGCUGGACAAGGAAAAUCGCGUCCAGAACUAAAGAUAAGACCAGAGACUGUAUCAAGAAUUAGACAGUGCCCCGCUGUUUACAACCCUUUCCAAAGAGAGCAGCAGGGAUCUCGGCUCCCCGCUCGCUGCCUAACAACUAGUGCUGCAUUCCCAGAAACCUAUUUCAUAAGCCAGACAUCAAGGUUUGUUCAAAAAAAUAAUAAUAAUAAUAAAUGAAUAGCUUGAAAUGUGUUAUUUUUAUAUAAUGGGAAAAUGAAAAAGAAACACUAAAAUUAUAUAUAAUAUAUAUAAUUUAUUGCUGUUAUAUUCCAGAAACCUUUUGCCAUUAUUCCAGAAAAAAAUAAAGCUUUUAGAUGUUAACUGUUACUGUUUAAAUUAUAGAAGACAAUUUGUGAAAACAGAAUUAAGCUUGAAUGGAUUUCAGUUAGAUUGCUGUGGUGGAAAUCUCGACAUAGCCUCGCUCUCGUACCUUUACGAGGAGGGGUAUGUCCCAAGGGCAGAUAAUCCUAGAUACACUGUGUCCUCCGAGUGCCAUAAAAGUUGCGAAUGAAUGAGUCUUUGCAAAUAUCAAGCCGACCCUUUAAAUUCAAAUGACACCAUCCUGGAGCAGACGGUACCAGACCCUGCGUCACACAGCGUCAGGAGUACGUGAGGUUUUCUCCCAGCCAUUCACAGACUUCCCGGACAUCUUGCGUUACGUUUGUUGAUGUGUGUUCUCAUCCAAGUCUGUAACAGUUUACAGUAAUAAUAAGCCAUGAUUCAGUAGAGAGGGCGGCGCAGUGGUUAGCGCGGUCGCCUCACAGCAAGAAGGUCCUGGGUUCGAGCCCCGGGGUAGUCCAACCUUGGGGGUCGUCGCGGGUCGUCCUCUGUGUGUGUGUGUGUGUGUGUGUGUGUGUGUG